AUGUGUCCAAUCUACGUCCACUCCCAAAACGUGUUCCCUCUCCUGCAGUUCACGAGGCGAGCGGGUCAGAGCCUAAGGCACCGACUGCACCAACUCGCAGCAGCAAUGGAAGCACCUCGCUCCAACAACGCACAACUCUGCACUGAUGUUUCCACCAGAGCUGCUGCCCGACCCUCAUCUGGAUCUGCAGCAGCGGUGGCAGCAGUAAGUGCAGCAGCGGUGGCAGCAGUGCGCAUCUCCACCUUCCACUCCUUCUGCCUGCAGACCCUCAGGCAGUUUGCGCACCUGGCGGGCCUGCCUAAGGACUUCACCGUCUUCCCUCCCAAGAUGCAGGCAGAGACGUUGAUGGAGCUGCUGCAGGAGUGGGCGGAGAGGAAGGCUGCAGAGGCAGGGGAGAGGGAAGGAGAGCAUGGGGCCAGUCGAACAAGUGUGCCAUCAGGCAAGAAACUGCACUUCAUCAUCCGCCGCUUCCUGCACGAGUUUGGCCGCCUGGAAGCCGAGAACGCGGCCAUGCAGGUGCUGCAGGGGUCACGACCACUGCACCAGCCAGCAGCAGCAGCGGCAACCUCAUCGCCAGCAUCGAAUUCAGCUCCAGGUACUGCUGCUUCUGGGGCGAGCGGUCGUGCUGCUGCUGUGAAUCAUGGCGGCGUGCAGAGAAGGAGGCGGGUAUCGUUUGGAGGAGACAGUGGUGGUGGAGGAGGGGAGGGUGAUGAGGAUGGCGGGCUGUUUGCGUGGCUGUGGGAGCAGUACCGCCGCCGCCUCGUGCUCAACAAGGCCGUCGACUUCUCCCAGUUCGCCCCUUAUCUUUCCUUUCCGCUCCACCACCCCUCCCCACCUCCACCCCAACACGCGCCAGUGGACGAGUUUCAGGACACUGACAGCUGUCAGAUGGAGCUGCUUCUGCUGCUCUGCCGCCCGCUGCCGUCCGCACCGACCCUGACCCUCGUGGCCGACGACGACCAGCAGAUCUAUUCCUUCCGUGGCGCCAUGGGCCUGCCGAACCUGCGCCGCUUUCUCCGAACCUACCCGCAGGCUCGGACGGUCUGCCUCGACCAGAACUUCCGAAGCUGCGGCUCGGUGGUAGAGGCCGCCCGCCACGUCAUCGCUCACAACCAAUGGCGGCACGCCAAAUGGAUGGUCACAGCAGCGCCAGUGGGACCGCUUGUCUCCUUAUGCGAGUGCCGCACGGAUCGGUGCGAGGCGGCAGCUGUGGUCGGCAAGAUCUGUCAUCUAGUGGGGUCAUGCGGGGUGCCGGCGAAUCAGAUUGCAAUACUGUACCGUGUGCAGGCCGUGGGAAAGGUGAUUCGGCAGUAUCUGAAGAGCCAUGGGAUCAAGGUGUCUUCUGCUGCAACUGGAGGAGGGGGAGCAGGAGGCUUUGGAGGUGGAGGAGGGGGAGGAGGAGGAGGGACGGCAGGAGGAGGGGAAUGGGGAGCAGCAGAGGAGGAUGGGGUAGCAGUAGCUGCAAAUGGUUUCAUAGCAGAGGGGGGUAACAGUGCGAUGGCUGGAGCUAGGGGAGGGAGGGGGACGGGGACAGUAGGAGCAGUUUUCCAUGAUAUCCUGGCACUCCUGCGAUUGGCUGCCAAUGAAUCGGAUGACGUGGCAUGUCGGCAGGUCCUGCGCUUUGUGUGUCCGCCGCCCACCCGCCAGGUGGCGAUCUGUCUGCGCACACUACAGUGCGCCCCGCACCGCAUCUCCCUCCUGCCUGCCGCCCGCAUGACUCGUCUGCACCUCCUCGGCAUCUCCCGCUGCGCCGCCCUCUCCAACGUGUCUUCUACCAACCCCUGCGGUGCUACUAAUGGAUCAGCGGGCAACAGCAGUGCUUAUAACGGAUCACACUCUACCCAUGCACACAACGCAGCCGACCCUGCAUGGCCCCACACGCUCUCACCAGACGACACGGAGGUCCUAGAGGGGAUAAAAAAGAUGGCUGCAGCAGUAUCGGAGCUGCAAGGUCUCCUGGGCAUCCCCCCGCCUGGCUGGUCUUCUACCCCUGCUCCUGCCUCCUCUGCUCCUGCCUCCUUCGCUUCUCCCUCUGCUUCUCGCCCCCCUGCAAGCAGGAGGAGAGGCAGUGCUGCUGGGAUCAUGGGUCAGGGUGGUGGGCCCACGUCCUUACCUGCGAUUUUCCACGGAGAAGGAGGAGGGGAGGAGGAGGAGGAUGGGGUGUCCUGUGAGGCUUUGGUGAGGUGUGCACUUCGGUUUGUACGAGCAGUGAGGGGUGGGGAGGGGCGGAGUGGGGCGGGGGUUGGGGCGGAGGUGGUGGUGCAGGGGGUGUUAGGGGGCGGCGGGGGAGGGGGAGUGGUCGGAACGGUUGGUGGAGGAAGGGGAGUUGGUGGGACGGGUGGAGGAGGGUGGGGAGGUGGGCGUGGGAUGGGGGGACAGGGGGGAGGCGCAGGUGCGUUGGAUCCAGCCAUGUUUGCCGGUGUGAGAGCUCUGCUUCUAGAGGCUGCGGCUUUUGACAAGGAGAGGAGGCAUAUGCGGCAGGCGAUGCAGGCGAGAGUAAUGAGUGCUGCAGCAGAAGUGGCGUCAGCAGCAGGAGCAGCAGCAGGAGGAGAAGCAGCAGGAGGGGCUGCUCUGAGGAAAGCAGCUGAAGGAGCAGAAGCAGUGAGGGGAAUGGGGUUGGGAGAUGUGCCAGGAAGGGUGGUGUCAGGGUGUGAUGCGGGGAGCGAAAGAAACAACAGCGGCAACGGUAACAGCAGCAGCGGAAUUAGCAGCAGCGGAAUUAGCAGCAGCAGGCACAUGGCCAAUCCAGGUGGCUACUUCUCCCCAGCUACCACCCCUGUGAAAGACCGCUACAGUCCGGGCGGCAGCAGUGAGAGCAAGCAGGGUGGCAGGAGGCCGAGCUAUGCGGACCUGCUGCUGCAGCGUGAAGGAGUGGUGGGAAUGGUGGGCGGCAGUGGAAUGGCACAGGGAAUGGGGCUUGCUCGAUGGUCCAAUGCUGCAGGGGCUAGCACCGCAAGGCAAGCUGAGUUUGAGAGACGGAUGGGGAGGCAAGGAGAGGUGGACUUGCACGAUCCCAGUGCUGGUGCUGGUGCUGCUGGGUACAUUCGUGGUGAUGGUAUUGAUGGUGAAAAUGGGAACAGAGAGGGGGAGGUGGAGAGGGAAGGUGAGGAGGAGGGGGAGGAGGGGGAGGUAGUGGUUCAGUUUGUGGAUCGAGUGAUGGAGAGAGUGCAUGAGAGGGAGCUCGGGGUGGGUGUGGAGGAGGGGUUGGGAGGGGUGGGGGACAGUGCUGGUGAGAGAGAGAGUGCGGGGGGACGUGGGGGUAGGCGAGCAGGGAGGGGGGGUGACGGGAAGGGGCGGGGGAGUGGGGGGAGGGAGAGUGAGCAGGAGAGCGGGGGAGUGGUGCUGAGCACGAUUCACCAGGCCAAGGGGUUGGAGUGGCAGGCUGUGAUUGUAGUGAGGGCGAACGAGGGCGUGCUUCCACUGGUGGACUUCAGUAGAGUCACACACACCCCUGCCACUGCCACCACCACCAACUACUCGCCCACGCCCCAAACCCUACCACCAACAACAACGAAAACGACAGCAGAAGCAGCGGCAGCAGCGACGGUGGCCGCACAGGGGGCAGGAGGGGCAGUGGGAGGAAGAGAGGGGUGUGGGCGUGAGAGUGGGGUGCGGCCCCUUCCUCCUCUGCCUGCCAUGCCCCCGGACUAUGACGCUCAGUUGGAGGAGGAGGUAAGCCGAGAUAUUUGA
Messenger RNA from Closterium sp. NIES-65, 3690 nucleotides. The record is from the annotation of a GenBank genome assembly. NCBI's taxonomy places the organism in Eukaryota, Viridiplantae, Streptophyta, Zygnematophyceae, Desmidiales, Closteriaceae.